This is a messenger RNA of Lizanozyma spartinae, 1152 nucleotides long. It is a transcript of the gene ARC1, whose product is annotated as Arc1p. The coding region runs from base 1 to 1152 and encodes 383 amino acids. Gene Ontology annotation, molecular function: tRNA binding. The record is from RefSeq and is a predicted model, not a curated record. Gene Ontology annotation, cellular component: methionyl glutamyl tRNA synthetase complex. The transcript has a single exon. NCBI's taxonomy places the organism in Eukaryota, Fungi, Ascomycota, Pichiomycetes, Serinales, Debaryomycetaceae.
AUGUCUGAUUUUCUUAAACAAUUCAAGAAGUUGGCGUUGGCUGAUGCUAAUUCGGCUCUGGAAUCAUUGUUUCCUGAAUUGAACAAGGAAGAAAAGGCCUUGGGUGUUCAAUACGAAAUUGCUUCCACAAGAGUCAAUGAACCUGAAAGUUUAAUUCAAUUGAACAACGCUUUGAGAUCUCAAACUUUUAUCACUGGUAACAAGCCUUCUAAGUCAGAUAUUGUGGUUUUUGCUAAUGUGUUUUCCGUUGCAUCAAAAUGGACUUCUCUUGAAGAUUUGUCUGCUUUCAGACACAUUUUGAGAUGGGCCGAUUUGGUACAAAACACUUUAGUUGAUGUUCCUGAAAAGAUUGCCAUUAAAUACGACGCUGACAUUGCCAGAGAAAUAAAAGAAAAGAAGAAGCCCGCUGAUAAGGCUGCUGCUGCUACUGCUGCUCCAGCUGCUGCUUCAAAGAAGGAAGAUAAGAAGGUUGAACAAAGCAAGUCCACUGGCGGUGAACAACCUCAAAGAAAGGAAUUGACUGAAGAAGAAAAGAAGGCUCGUGCUGAAGCUCAAAAGGCUAAGAAAGCCGCUAAGGCUAAGGCUAAUGCUGAAAAGGCAGCUAAAGAAAAGGCAACUGCUGCUACUGCUGCUAUUCCUAGCCCUGCAAUGGUUGACUUCAGAGUUGGUUUCAUUCAAAAGGCUGUCAAGCAUCCAGACGCUGAUUCUUUGUAUAUGUCCACUAUUGAUAUGGGAGACGAAGAAGGUCCUCGUACAGUUUGUUCUGGUUUAGUUAAAUACAUUCCUAUUGAAGAAAUGCAAGAAAGAUACGUUGUUGUUAUUGCUAACUUGAAACCUGUUACCAUGAGAGGUGUUAAGUCCAUGGCCAUGGUUUUAUGUGCCUCCAACAAGGGUGACAAUGCUGUUGAAUUUGUCAACCCUCCGGCAGGUUCCAAGGCUGGUGAUAAGAUUUUCUUUGAAGGUUUUAAUGGUACUCCUGAGAAGCAAUUGAACCCAAAGAAAAAGAUUUGGGAAACAAUUCAACCAUUGUUCACUACCACCGAAAACUUUGAAGUUACCUACACUGAAGAAGGUAAGCCUCCUGCUAGAUUGGUUAACGAGAAGGGUGAAGUAUGUAAGAACUCCACUUUAGUUGGUGCUCUGGUUAACUAA